AUGGAAGAGCUAACCGACUACACGCAGUUCGACGUGGCGGACGGCGAACGCGAUAUUGAGCGACCAAAGGCGCACCGAUGUCAGCGAGCUUCGGAGACCCUCAGCCCAGAAGAUAGCGCGACGAUGAGCCUGGAUCAGAAAUCCUCGAGGAAAACCAAGGAGCCCAAGACAAAGUACCCCUUCCAGCCAGCAAAGCCCAACAAGAUCAAGGUUGGCAAGGAGGGCUUCAGGAUCUCAGUCCCAUACGAUGCGAAAGCACAUGGGCCGUGGAAGCUACCAUCCCUUGCGUCAAUCAACAGCUGGUACGGCUUGACCUUGCCUAAAGGCGUCAAAGUAUGGAUGUACAAAAAGGACGGCACGCUGAAGGCCCAGUGGGAAAUCGAGGUCAUAAACCUUGAUAAAAAGAAGAGCAGCGAUACGCCCCUUGUGGCGCAACAGCUAGACGACCUAGACCAUGACGACGACACUUGGACCUGGCCAACCUUCAACACACUUCAUGUCGGCGACCCUAGCAGAUUGGCUACAACCGCACGAAUCAACAGCCAAAAUCCUAAUCACUCCUACAUCCUUUGGGGUGACGAGGGAAGAGAGCUGUACAUGCAGAAGUACAAGAUCAGCAGGGAGGAGUACUCCGAGAAGCAGCCUUGGAUUCUCAACGGCGGAUUGUACCGUCUGACCCAGGACCGUGGUGAUAAGGCCAUUGCCGAGUGGACCUGGUAUCCAUAUCUCAAGUUAAGUAUGGAUCCGGAGACUCGGAGAUCCGGGAUUGUGGAUGCCGCUCGCUCGAACGAAGCAACCCAGGACACACUUCCAGAAAACGAAUACGAGAAGCUCAAGGGAGUUGAAGAGCCAGCAAAGCUCGCCGCGGUUGCAAUGUCCAAAGGAAGAAAGGGCGGUGAUGAGGCGAACAAGGACGGCAAGAAGCAUCCGAAGACACCGUUCGAGACAUCACACCGCCAGAAAGCCUAG
Messenger RNA from Coniosporium apollinis CBS 100218, 969 nucleotides. RefSeq lists its product as uncharacterized. Lineage: Eukaryota; Fungi; Ascomycota; Dothideomycetes. The record is from RefSeq and is a predicted model, not a curated record. The coding region runs from base 1 to 969 and encodes 322 amino acids. The transcript is spliced from 3 exons.